CCUCGCUGUCCCUGCUGUCCCCUCCCUGUCCCUGCUGUCCCCUGGCUGUCCCCGCUGUCCCCUCGUUGCUGUGCCAAGUUCUCGGGCCCGAGCGCGGAGCAGCUGCGCAAAGCCUACGCCGAGUUCUGCAGCAAGCACACCAAGGCGCUCAAGGAGUACAAGGACCUGCUGGCCCGGGACAAACGCUUCCAGCAGUUCAUCCGGCGGGUGACCCGCUCCCCUCUCCUGCGCCGCCACGGCGUCCCCGAGUGCAUCCUGCUGGUGACGCAGCGCAUCACCAAGUACCCGGUGCUCAUCGAGCGCAUCCUCAAGAACUCCAAAGACAACGAGGGGGACAGCGCGGACCUGUCGCGGGCGCUGCGCCUGGUGAAGGAGCUGCUGUCGGCCGUGGACGAGGAGGUUCACGCCUGGGAGCUCCGCGGGCGCCUCUGGGAUGUUUUCCGGCGCGUGGAUCCCCGCGCCAAGGUGCCGCUGCUCUGGGACAGCCGGCCCGGAGCCUUCGGCAGGGACGAGCUGCUCCGCAGGAAGCUGGUGCACAGCGGCGGGAUGCUCUGGAAAACGGCGGCCGGGCGCUUCAAAGACGUGCUGGUGCUGCUGAUGACGGACGUGCUGGUGUUCCUGCAAGAGAAGGACCAGAAAUACACCUUCCCCAUGCUGGACAAGCCGGCUGUCAUCUCCCUGCAAAACCUGAUCGUGAGGGACAUCGCCAACCAGGAGAAGGGGAUGUUCCUGAUCAGCGCCGCGCCGCCCGAGAUGUACGAGGUGCACGCGGCCUCCCGGGACGACCGCAACCACUGGAUGAAGGUCAUCCAGCAGGCUGUCAGCCUCUGUCCAAGCCGCCAGGAUUUCCCCCUGAUUGAGACGGAGACUGAAGCGUCCUUGAGGAAGCUGAAAGAGCGGAUGGAGCAGCACGACCGUCAGAUCGCGGCGCUGCUGGAGGACAAGGUCGGCAUUUUUGCCGACAUGCUGGCGCUGGGCAGCGGCUGCUCCGAGACCCCCCCGGCCCCCCGGGGGACCCCCUUCCCUGGGGACCCCGCCCGGGGCCCCCGCGGGGACGUGCUGCUGCACGACGCCAUCCGGGAAGGUACGGGAGCUGCGGG
Pyrgilauda ruficollis (rufous-necked snowfinch) is the source of this 1100-nucleotide messenger RNA. RefSeq names its product rho guanine nucleotide exchange factor 2-like. The annotation marks the transcript as partial. Gene Ontology annotation, cellular component: cytoskeleton; ruffle membrane. Gene Ontology annotation, biological process: cell morphogenesis; regulation of Rho protein signal transduction; positive regulation of neuron differentiation. The transcript has 7 exons. The record is from RefSeq and is a predicted model, not a curated record. Gene Ontology annotation, molecular function: microtubule binding; guanyl-nucleotide exchange factor activity. NCBI's taxonomy places the organism in Eukaryota, Metazoa, Chordata, Aves, Passeriformes, Passeridae.